AUGGCACUAAUAACCGUCAAAAAAAACCUGCCAAACAUCACCGCGGUAGAAUGCUCAAGGAGGGGAAAUUUUGAAAAAGUUCCACAGGUGUCCUUGCCAACCAAACAUCACCGCAGACGAAUGCUCAUCAGGAAGGUAGCAAUAAGCUCAACAUUGACGCGUCUUUGUAUUGCCAAUAACAAACAAGGGCCACGGAGACGACAGCGUAGUCUAUUUGGAUUCGCGUUUCAAAAACAGCGGAAUGGGAAUAGGAGAAGCGGCAAAGCCAAACACCAUAGAGGAAGCAUGCUCAAAGAAAAAGUUAAAAAAAAAUUAAUUCUACAUGACCUACCAGCAAACUAUGCAGGCUUGCUACGAUAUAAUAAUAGGGUGAACUGGUUCUUCACUCUAGGCGACGAAACCGUGGUCUAUUUGCCUCAAGAGUUCUUACUACUGGAAAUUGACAAAGAUAAUGAGAAACCGCGUCGAAAUAGACGAAUCGUAUUUCUUCGAACGUCCACAAGCACAAAUAAUCGGAGAAAGGAAAAUGAAAAUGAGAUGUCGAAAUCGAUGAAUCAAUGUUCUUCGAGCCAGCAUGAAAUGCAAAACCAACGGAAAAUGGAAAAAAUUGAAGAACCUGCCUCGCCUUCCUGUAAAGCUACGGCGGAGUGCGAUCGGAUUUCGAUUCAA
Molecule: messenger RNA, 669 nt
Organism: Mesorhabditis spiculigera
Lineage: Eukaryota; Metazoa; Nematoda; Chromadorea; Rhabditida; Rhabditidae
Source: the annotation of a GenBank genome assembly